GUGUAAGUUCUUUCUUAUCUUUUUAUGACCCAAUCUGAAAUAUAUUCAUAUGUUGUGUGCUUAUAAUGAUGCUGCUGCUUGUUUAUCUGUAUAUUCGUCAAUCUUUAACCCUAGUUACCAAGCAUCAAACUUUCCGCACUUCGUGCUUAGCAAAACCCAUUAUUCGUAGUUAUAGUAGCAAAAGAAUCAUACCCAUAAAUGUAGAUUCUGCAGAUUUCAAGCUUUGGUUUCUCAAGAACAAAUGUGGCUUAUCUGGAAAACCCCUGCUUAAUGCUUCUAAAUGUCUAAAUUUUGACUCCUCUGAUCAAAGACCCCUCUCGGUUCUCGAGCUCUUCCGGUCCUUUAGAAUCCCCCAGUCCACUGUUACCAAAAUAAUUUCGACUAAUCCCUACAUUCUAAAAAAUUUUCAUCCUGAAAAGAUCAUAAAGCCAAAGCUUGAAUUUUUGCGCUCUAUUUCCCGAUCUCAAGCUGAGUUAGUUUCUAUUGUCUCAAAACACCCGUUUAUACUUAGAAGAAGUUUGACCAAUUUCCUGAUACCCUCCCUUGAUUUGCUCAACUCUGUAACGGGUUGUUAUCGAAAAUCAGUUGUUGCCCUAAAGUACAAUCCAUAUAUUUUAAAUUUUUGUCACAAAUCUUUCCUGCUAAAUAUACAGUUUCUUUCUACACUCGGUGUGCCCCAUUCCCAGAUUGUGAAACUUUUAAGAAAUUGUGGUCCAGUAUUAGCUGAAUCACAUGACAAGUUGCGUAAUGUUGCUGUGAAGGUUAAGGACAUGGGUUUUAAUCUUGAGUCUUCAUAUUUUAUCAGUGCUAUCUAUACAUUGUCUUUUGUCACUGACGCGACUUGGGAAUCUAGAUGUGUGUUGUUAAGAAGCUUUGGUUUUUCUAAUUCUGAAAUCCAUUCCAUGUUCAAGAAGCUACCAUUUGUCAUGCGUUAUAGUGAGAGAAAUAUUGCGGCAAAGAUGGAGUUCUUUCUGAAUAAAUUACAGUGGACACCAUUUAGGUUGUCAAGUUGUCCAGUUGUUCUUGGUUAUAGCUUAGAGAAGAGGACUAUUUCGAGGUGUUCAGUUCUGCAAGUUUUGGUCAUAAAGAACAUCACCAGUGAAAGUUAUAGGUUAUUGACUAUAUUGGUGAUGAGUGAGAAAAAAAUCUCCGAAGACUUUGUAAAUGCAUAUAAGGAUGAAGUUCCUGAGUUGAUUGAGGCAUAUCAAGGGAAAUUAAGAUUUGAUGAAUACACUUUUAAACAGAGAGGACAGCUAAGUUUGAUGCAAUUAUGAUAAUCAUUUGACACCAGUUUUACUUUUUUAUUACUGAAUUGUUAGAAACCGGAGAGGUGAAUAUAUGAACUGAUUGAUUAAUAACAUCUGAGUCUAAGUUGUGGAGUAUGCCAAGUAAACUUGCUUAUAGGUACAGGAAUGGACUUUUUUAAGGCGUUCAAUCUUGAAAUCCUUGGUGUCAAACAAUAGAAUUGAAAACAGCUUCGUGCCUAGCAACAUUAUUGCAGAUAGCUUUGUAGCUGAACAGAAAGGUGAAGUUCUGCAAGUAGUAGCCAUAUUAGCUUUGUUGCUAGCUUUUAGUUGUCUGUGUAGUUGAGCAGUAGCAGUAAUCAUAUUAGCUUUGUUCUUAGACUCUCUUUUUUUAACUCUGCGAGAGUUUUUAUGCUG
Daucus carota subsp. sativus is the source of this 1661-nucleotide messenger RNA. RefSeq lists its product as uncharacterized. The record is from RefSeq and is a predicted model, not a curated record. The transcript has a single exon. NCBI's taxonomy places the organism in Eukaryota, Viridiplantae, Streptophyta, Magnoliopsida, Apiales, Apiaceae. Gene Ontology annotation, molecular function: double-stranded DNA binding. The coding region runs from base 66 to 1274 and encodes 402 amino acids. Gene Ontology annotation, biological process: regulation of DNA-templated transcription.